Messenger RNA from Sinocyclocheilus grahami, 2491 nucleotides. RefSeq names its product limb region 1 homolog-like protein. Gene Ontology annotation, molecular function: transmembrane signaling receptor activity. Gene Ontology annotation, biological process: receptor-mediated endocytosis; signal transduction. Gene Ontology annotation, cellular component: plasma membrane. Lineage: Eukaryota; Metazoa; Chordata; Actinopteri; Cypriniformes; Cyprinidae. The coding region runs from base 275 to 1078 and encodes 267 amino acids. The transcript has 8 exons. The record is from RefSeq and is a predicted model, not a curated record.
UGAGCACGCUGGCUGGGAGACUUUCGUAGUGUUUAUAAUUUCCUUGUUAGCAGGUGAAUAAUAAUUUGAGAAGCAACUAUCCACCUCACUGAAGUAAAACAGGAGUAAUUCGUUGAUUUAAUAACUUCAGCUAGAGCAAACGCGAUGCGUUUGGAGGUGGAAAGCGUGUGUUCGCUUUAACUGAGACAAGUUUCCACGUAGGCUAUUAUCGUCUCGGAGACUGAAAUGUUUUACAACUUAUAACAGAGAACACGCCAAGACAUGGUUUCAAAGCAUGGAAACAGAAGACGUGACGGUUAGAGAGCAACUAUUCCACGACCGAGUCCGAGAAACCAUUAUUUGCGUGCUGCUUUUCAUUUGCCUGUACAUCUUGUCUCACUUCAUUCUCACUCACUUCAAGAAGAAUGCUGAGUUUGUCACUGUCACUUUUCAUUUUCACUCUGUCUCCGUUUCAGGCUUGUGGAACCUAGUCUUCUUAUUCUCAAACCUUUCAUUGGUCUUCCUCAUGCCAUUUGCGUAUUUCUUUACUGAAUCCGAAGGAUUUGCUGGGUCCAAAAAGGGCAUUAUGGCACGAGUGUAUGAGACUGCUGUAAUGUUGCUGCUGCUCAGUCUGCUGGUGCUGGGCAUUGUUUGGGUGGCAUCGGCCCUCAUCCAUCACAACACUGCUCGUGAGAGUCUUUAUGACCUGUGGGAAUAUUACCUGCCCCAUCUUUAUUCUGGAAUCUCACUCUUUGGAGUUCUGCUGCUUUUGUUGUGCACACCCUUUGGGCUUUCACGUAUGUUUAGCGUCACUGGGAGCUUAUUAGUCAAACCUCGGGUAGUACAUGUAGGAAUCACAAGGUUUGAUCUGCUUGGAGACUUUGGACGGUAUAACUGGCUUGGCAGUUUCCACAUUGUUUUCCUGUACAAUAUGCUUUUUGCUGGACUCACAUCCGCCUGCCUCAUCAACACAGUCACAUGGGCCUUGCAAAGAGAACUCAUCCGUGCCUUUGGUCUCCACAGACUGCCUCUGACUGUGUCUCGAUCAACUAUCCCCCUCAAACUACUCCUAGCCAAUGGGCUCUCAAAGAUUCAUUGAAGAGCAAUCAGCUUUUUGAUCUAUCAUUGGCUACUGAAGCCUUUUACCUUCUGGAGAAGGUUCUGGAUCCCAGUCUAUGGCUUCUCUAUUGGACCAGAGCUAUUUUGUGUGCAUUUUAGGUAAACAAUAGUCACCAAAGAUGUUUACAAAGUGUGCCUGAACCAUAUACGUUGACCGAUGGGACCUUCUAAGUGGGAUUCUGCAACUGCAGUUUUAUGCGUAGUAAUAUUUACGAUUAGUACUGCAUUUAAUAAAGGGAUGUCAAAUCACUGGACGCCUUGAACAAAUGCCAUAUGAAACAAUGGCUACAGAGGACUUUGACAUGCGUCCAGACAGGAGAGCUAUUUCAGAGGAUGACAUCACAGCCAUGACCACGUUUCCUUUUCCUGGUGGUGGAAUGAGAGUGUUGAGUUGUCCUGGUGGGCCCCCACGCUUUCCCCUUGUAUAUCACUAUUUUUAGUGUCAUCCAGUGAAUUCAGUUCUGUUGGUCCUUAUUGCACUGGCAUUGGAAGUCCAGUCUGACGGGGUUUGUCUGCUUCUGAAUGAAGUGAAGAUCCUUGAGAAAAGGGAUGAAAGGAUAACAAGUGACCGUGAUCUUGAAGAUGAUGUUCACUGAGAAAACAAAUGGGGUUCUAGUUUGUAAAAUACACUUUUUGUAGAGUUUAGGUUUUAAAAUGUAUGUUUAAAAAAAAUGGCUGACUGAUUUCAAUCUUUAGGCCAAGACAGCUGUGAAUGUUUGGGGAUUUUGUUCCCUUGUUAUAUUUAAUAUGUGAAUCUUUAAUGUGCAAUAUUGUAUUAUGAAACGUCGACACAAUCUAACUUGACCUCCUUCCAGAAACUUGUGCUGAUGACCAAAAGAAGGUGUUUGGCCCAAUUAAGAACACCUAGAUUGGGCAAUAAGUUCAAAGUUUUGUUAGUUCUUAUGUUUUGGGUUGAGCUAUAUAGAGGGACAAUCAACGCACAUGAACAUUUCUUGUUUCACGGACACCAAGUUGCUGUGAUUUUAUAAAUGUGGACUUUUUGAUUCGAUAAUCACUCGUUUUAUAUGGUGCAGUAUUAUGGUGUACACAUUUGCUGAGCAAACUGUUGUUUAUUCUUUUGUAUGAUUCAGUUAUUUGUGAAUUUGCUUCCGUAUCAGCAUAAUUUUUUAAACAAAUGUCCUUCGAGUAGUGGCCAGUAGAGGACAGUGUGCCACAAAUCCAUCAUUGCAACAUCUCUAUCCUUCAGAUUCUUCCUCAGCCAUAUUUUAAUAACAUGAUACUUGCAUAAAACAGAUUUUCUUUUUCUUUGAGUAUCUUUUACAGUAAUGUAUCUAUUCUAAGUUGAAUGUGAAUCAUUGCUUAAAAGGGAUAGUUAGCCAAAAAAAAUUAAAAUUGUCACAAUUUACUCUCCUUCAUGUUGUUCCAAACCUGC